GAACAGGAGGGGAAGGAAGAGGAGGAGCCCGAACAGGAAGAAGAAGAGGAGAAUAGGAGGCAUCCGCCGCCGCUCGCUGAGUCCACAGCGCCCCUGGGCCCGACUGCAUCUCAUCCCCCCGCAUUCCGCAGGAUUUCCCAUUCCCAAACCUUGGCCGGAUGGAGGAAGAGGCUGCAAGGAAGAGGAAGAUGCCCCAGGACACCCAGGCAGACAACGAGCUGAGCACGGAGCCCAGGGAGGACAAAUCUCCAUGGCAGAACCUGGUGGAAGAGGCCGUUUUUAGUGGCUCCACGGCGCAGGAAUCCAACGGGGAGGAAAAGCCCUGGAGAUCCCGCAGGAGGAGGGGCUGCAGACGCAGCCCAGGGAGCUCUGAGGCAGAAAGACCCACCCUGUUCCAGGAAGGCGGCUGGAGAUCCAGCCAGAGCUCGGAGCUGGGGGUCCAUGAGCAGCUUCAUGAUGGGGAGAAGCCCUACAAAUGCUUGGAAUGUGCAAGGAGUUUCAGCAAGAGAUCCCGCCUGGUCCGCCACCAGACAAUCCACACGGGGGAACGGCCCUAUGAGUGUGGAGAAUGUGGAAAGGGCUUCAGAGACACCUCCGACCUGAUCCGCCACCGGACAGUCCACACCGGGGAACGGCCCUACGAGUGUGGAGAAUGCGGGAGGGGCUUCAGCAUCAGCUCCCACCUGAUCACCCACCAGAGGAUCCACACUGGGGAACGGCCCUACGAGUGUGGAGAAUGUGGGAAGAGCUUCAGCCUGAGCUCCAGUUUGAAACGCCACCAGAGGAUCCACACUGGUGAACGGCCCUAUGAGUGUGGGGAAUGUGGGAGGGGCUUCAGGAAGAGCUGCCACCUGAUCCGCCACCAGAUGAUCCACACUGGAGUACGACCCUACAAGUGUGGGGAAUGUGGGAAGAGCUUCCGUGACAGCUCUGGCCUGAUCAUGCACCAGACAGUCCACACUGGGGAAUGCCCCUACAGGUGUUCAGAAUGUGGGAAGAGCUUCAGCCAGAGAUACAGCCUGACCUCCCACCAGAAGAUCCACACCAGGGAGAGGCCCUAAGAGUGUCACGAACGUGGGAAGAGCUUUUCACAGAGCUGUCACUUGACCCAACACCAACAGAGCCACCAGUAAGGGAAGCCUGUGGGUCCGCUGAGUGCAGGAAGAUCUUUGUGCACUGCUCCAACUCCAUCCCCCUUUGGAGGACCCCUGUUAGAUGAUGCACAGUGCCCCCCCUUGGGCAGAGAGUUGGUGAUCCAUGCUCCUGGUGAUCCGUGUUGGGAUCAUCCUGGCUGGUGGUCUCCACAUCUGCCUGGCUCCCUGUGGGCACCUGGAUGCAGCAGGACAAAAAUCCACUGGGAUGCAGACUGAUGUCAGGAAUUCAUUGGGGACAGCAUUUUUUUUUUACUUUUGACCCCAAAAACUCUCACCUUUUGCAUCCAAUAAUUUCUUCUGGUGGCAUCAAGGAAUACUGGAUGGUCUUGGAGGUCUUUUUCAACCUAAAUCAUUCCAUAAUUCUAAUUCUCUCUGGCCCACAGGCAUCUUCCACAGCCAAACCGUGAUGGACUGGGGCAAAAAGCAAGAUUUUGGAGACAAUGGAGUGGAAACCUCUCUAAAAAAGGUUCUUCCCACCCACUCAAGCACAUGGAUACUCAGCCAGCAUGGACACGUAAAUCCUUUUAUUUUAGCCUUGAUUUUGUUUUCAUUCUUCUUCAUCUCUUCACCCAACAUUGGGGUAAAAAUAAAGACAUGGAACUAAAA
Molecule: messenger RNA, 1760 nt
Organism: Corvus hawaiiensis (hawaiian crow)
Lineage: Eukaryota; Metazoa; Chordata; Aves; Passeriformes; Corvidae
Product: zinc finger protein 239-like
Exons: 3
Coding region: 159-1061 (300 amino acids)
Biological process (GO): regulation of DNA-templated transcription
Molecular function (GO): DNA-binding transcription factor activity, RNA polymerase II-specific; RNA polymerase II cis-regulatory region sequence-specific DNA binding
Source: RefSeq, a predicted model, not a curated record